UUGAUGGAGUACGGUCCGUGUUUUUCAACUGCUCUGUCCUUUUUCUUCUCUUUCCAUAAUAGCAAUUUUCAACCCCGUGUGGGUGGAGUGUGAGUUUAAGGAUUUUUCACGUAGACUAGGUCGUUAUCUUGGUGUGUAUUUAUGAAGGAUAAUUACGCAUUUUUUGUAGUUUUGUCACAUUAGAUGACUGAUAAAUGUAAUUCUUUGAUAAGUGGAUACCCCGUCUCGGUGCAAUGUACUUGGAUUACUCUCAGCAGUGUUAUUGCAUCCAGCGGAAGUAGUUUCGUAAUCGAUCGAGAAAAAAAAAUAAAUUGCGGCGGAAUCGAUUUGUGCAAGUGCUUGAGCAAAUUUUUCUUUACGAACAUAUAAUUUCACCUUUACGCACCAGUUUCUUAAAUGUAGCGAUAUUUCCCGUGGUGCUUGUUGUGGAAAAAUCGAAUGAAAAUAAGAUUAUAAUCUACAGAUAGUGUGGAUACAUGGAAAAAUGGGCUCGACAUGCUAGUGCUCUGACGUAAGUCUCAUAGAGGCGCAAAAGCGAGAUAAUAGCUUUUUCGCCUUUUUUUGUUAUGAAUUCCGGAUCAUGGAAGGAAAUGGAUACUGUGUGGGCGGAAGGAGUUGAUUCUGAAACUAUUUUUCCUUAGGCGAGAAGGGUCACGGAUAAGUGUAGCAAAUGGAAGUCGUCAAGAGGGUCAGUGUGUUGUCACAUACGAGUGUUUUAUGUCUGUUGAGUUGUAUUUGUGAAGUGCACAAUAAAGUGUGCGAUUCCAUUGUUAUUUUUAUAACAAUGUAACCACGCAAUAAUUGAAUUGGAUACGAAGAACAAUGCAGCAACAUAUACGAACAUAGAAAAUGUAUGCGCUCGCAUUCACUCACAUGUAACACUGGUUGGAUGAAAAGGAGUCCUCGGACCAUUACGAAUUACGAAUUAUCACGAUAUCGGUGUAUCAUUCCCAUAAAGUUUGAGUUGUGCUGUUAGAUUGCAAAAGGAUUGAUACCAAUCGAGAACAUCAUAACAUUGUCUCGUCGUUAUGGAACAACAUCCGCUAUUGCUGGGGAAUGAAAGCAUUCACGACAGUGGAAUCAUCGAGGAUGUCCAUCAGGAAUCGGAAGACACCGGAAAUGAAGAAUAUGGCGAUGAGAGCAAUUUGGAGUCCAAUUUGCGACGCAGAAAGGGAAAAAUUAUUUCGUGUGUGGAAAAUGCAUCCAGACUGAUUAGGCGGCGAGUGCCCUGUGCCGGACAUCUGAUGACACCUCGGCGGCUGUGGCUUAACAAAAUUCCGACUCAGUGCGAUGUGGUCAUCGAAUUUCCAGAGGAUGCUCCGGACGAUGCGCUUCGAUGGCUACUAAAUAAGAUUAAAUCAACCCCACCAGAAGGCUUAGGUUUAUCGACACUGGUGAGAGCACACGACAGUACAAAACGAACUGCUUUCUAUAUCACAGCUCCGAUGAAUGUGUUGUUCAAAGCAGCAGAAGAAGCACGUCUACCUAAAAGGCUUCGCACGGAUCUUGGCGGGGCUUUGAAGGAAUUCACCAAACGAGAGAGUCACUGUUUUUCCCAAACCAAGGAUAGUGAUGGUACGAAUACUUUAUUCACGUCACAAGAGCGACAAUGGCUUGUGUUGCAGGUGCUGCAAGGACUGAGGGCAGGAGUGACAGAUCUGAAAGCUCUGCAGGGAAGAGCACAGGUCGAAGAAGGCCAGAGUAUAGUGGUUGCCUGGCAGGAAUUGGGUCUGAUAACACAAGUGUUUCCUUUACACGAAACAAACGCCUUACAGCAGUUACAGUCAAGUUGGGUACGGAAGUUUUUUGCACCACAGCCCUUAGAUGACAUCGCAGCGUACUUUGGAGUCAAAGUUGCUUUAUACUUUGCAUGGCUGGGACAUUACACGUGCGCUCUCUGCGUUCCAGCCGUUCUCGGGACGAUUCUUUACGCUGGCCUGUGGGGCCAGGGACAGACUGCUCAGGACAUUGGGCAUGUUGUUUUUUCCCUGUUCAACGUUGCGUGGGCGUCGCUGUAUUUGGAGGCCUGGAGGCGAUAUUCGGUCGAAUUGGCCUUUCGUUGGGGUACACUUUCGACCCCCCCGGAGCUGCUGGAACCGCCAAGACCGUUAUAUAAGGGUCCGCUGGAAGAAAGUCCUGUCACGGGGCGACUAGAGCCACGAGAAACUCCUGCAUGGCAACGACGAGCGUUCCGGUACCUAGUUAGUUUUCCAAUUAUUGGACUUUGUUUAGUGCUAGUAUUUGUAGUGAUGUUUCUGAUGUUGCAACUUCAGGAUUGGCUCGAUCAGCACUUACCAAAUUCCAACGAUGGCCCCUGGGAUUGCAUGUGCAUGGCGUCGAAGGACUGGUGGGAUGAGAAACUGCCCGAACAGGGUAUCUUCAGUUGUCUGAGUGUGAUACCAAAGGUCCUCCUGGCCGGCGCCAUCACACUGAUGGAUGAGGCGUACUAUAAGCUGGCUGUCUGGCUAAACGACAAAGAAAAUUAUCGGCUUCAGUCGAAGUACGAGAAUCAUCUAAUCGGAAAAGUGGCAUUAUUUCAGUUUGUUAACAGCUUUUUGUCGCUGUUUUAUAUUGCGUUUUAUCUGCGAGAUCAAGAUAAGCUGAAGGAGCAAUUAGCAGGUUUGCUCAUAUCUCGGCAAAUUAUCGGUAAUCUGAGAGAAUCUGCUUGGCCUUACCUAGUGGAACAGUGGAAGCUAGCCAAGCUGAGCUUCAAAAUGUGGGGUGCUUUAAGUCCCACUCAGGAGAAUCCUCCGUCAGCGGUAAAUAAAGAAGUAGAUGACAAGAAGAGUUCAUCAGAAUGUACCUCAUCAACGCCGAAAAGAUCGAUCGGUCAAGCGGAAAUUGAAAGCUCCUUGUACAAAUACGAUGGUACGUUUUCUGAUCAUCUGGAGAUGCUGGUUCAAAUGGGAUAUGUUGUCCUAUUUUCGGCAGCAUUUCCCCUGGCCGGAUUGUGUGCCUUGGGUAAUAAUCUGUUGGAGAUACGAUCAGAUGCUUUCAAGCUAGCACAUGUACAUCAGCGGCCAUUUGGACAACGAGUAGCGAACAUUGGUACGUGGCAAAAUGCUCUGGGAAUGCUAGGAUUGGCCGCUGUAAUCGUAAACUGUGCCCUGAUCGGCUUGUCUGGCCAGGUCUCACGACUCUGGCCUGGUCUUACGUCGACACAGACCGUGAUACUGAUAGUUGCACUCGAGCAUGUGAUGUUAGCUUUAAGGUCAGCUUUGACUUGGUUAUUACCGGAGCUUCCUUCUUGGCUUGCGGCUGAAAUAGCCCGUGCUGAACACUGUCGUCGCGAGAUGCAGUGCAAAGGUCCUUCACCUCGCCAGACACCACCAUCGCCACCAUCAUCAACCUCAUUGUCCCACCAUGAUCAGGACUUCAACAGCAAUCAGGACAUAUACGAUAAAACAGAGCAAUUAGUUGGCAGAUUUCACAUCUCCUCUAGUCACGACAAUCAGGAGAAUGAUUUGGAGCGGCUAACGAUGAGUGACGUGAUAUCAAAGUUGGACAACCUAAGCGGUCAACUUCAUCAGCAGCAGCAUCACCAACAACAUCAUCAUCAGCAAUCACACCUACAAACUCAUCAUCCGCACCAUAACAUUAUGCAGCAGCAGAAAGAAUCUCGAAGCAGCAACGAAAAUAUCGAAAUGUUUCCCACCGAUACCCGAGAGGCCACUCCGGAUUCGCCGAUUUCACAGACCAGCACUGUAUUCUUACGACCUCUCCAAGACUCUCCUCUUAGCGGUCAAUCGGCACAAACUGUUGCAUUAGACUCUACACAGCCAAUCUCAGGUGCAUGUCGAACGAAGUCAAGUGUUAAGCUCGCUGAAAUUCCGCCCUUCCGUGGAGAGUCGAUGAAGCACAGUUAUAGUAUUUACGAUAAGCGAAGCAUCAAUCUUGGUGAAACGAUGAGUCCUCGUGUUUCGUCACAGCCUAUACAGAUUCCAGAAAUCCCGCCAUUCCGCAAGCAAGCACACUCGACUAUGCACUCACCGAUCAAUCAGAGCCCGCAAAACAUUUCUUCAGCCAACCCGUCACCGCCUAGAAUAGCAGAAAUACCACCCUUCCGGCCGCGCAUCAAGUCCAAGGAGUGGAUGCCCAACAUCGAGCACACCGAACAUCAUCUCACAAUUGGACCCAGCGGCGGUGCCGAGUGGGCCAAACGUUUGAAAGCGGCAGAUCCUUCUAUUAUGCACAGAAGCACCGAUUGCAUUGUAGCGAAGCAACAGGAACUCGCCGUGGGAUCUGAAACUGAACUUCUAAAGGCAGCACCUUCCUGGAGUCACAUGGCCCACAAGGCUCCAGAGCAAGCCGGAACUAGCACAAGUUCACUACCGGUUAAGGUGCAAACUGAAGAAGAAGCUAAAGCCGCUGCAGAGUUAGCAGCGAAAAAAUCUCGCAUUAAGCAAAGUCUGGUUAAACGAGCUCGAUCAGUAGCAAUAUUCUCAUUGAAAUUAAAGGAACAACGAGCGAAACGUGCUGAAAAGGCGGCCCAGGAAGCUAGAGAUGCAAUUCCGGCUGCUCCUCCCGGUGGCGAACUGUCACUGAUACCAAUCGAGCAGUUGAUACAAGUGGACGAUGUCCUAAGCCAACGGCAUCACAGUAUGCAGCACUCCAACAUGAGCAGUCAUAAUAACAAUAACCAUAGCUAAGGAAAUACGUAAGACGAUGAGCGUUGUGUCGUAAAAAAAAUCAGGAACCUGUUUCACGGAGUGUCCAUUUUUGUACAGUUUCAACAAAUAACACUGCAUUACAUUUGAAUAGUAAUAUUUCAUAAAAAUAAUCUUGUUUGUAAAAAUGCAAUUCCAUGCCAAGUAACGAAGAAAAUGCCUUUCUAUUGUGACAAUUUUUAUUUUCUGUGAAACUUUGUAAAUAUGUGAUUGGAACACGGAGAACUGUAUUUGGACAACGAUAGCAUGUUUUUCCGUUUGCCUCUUUUUUCAUCUGCUGUAAAUUUUAUGUUUAAGUUUCUCCGUGUUAGAUGCCAAAUGUGCACUUUAUUCAAGACUUGGAUUGUAACAAAGAAAAAACCCAAACUUGCAAACGAUGCAGUUAUGUUCUUUAUCAAUACACUAAAUUAAAAAUUGAUCCUAAUUUUUAAUUUAAAAUUCAAAAUAACAUAUCUUUAAUAAGAGAUUUUUUCACUAACACUAACACUAAAACUUAGUGACAGGACUAAGCCAGUGCCGGAUUGACGCUUUGCUCAGGAACAUAAAUUGUGUUUCCGUUUUUUUAGCUUACGUCUAUCCGGCGCUAGCUUAGUCCUGCCACUAAAUUAGUGUCUGAUUCUGAUAAGAGGAAGUUGAAACGCAAAUUCCAUAACAAAUUUAGAGAUUUUUUGUUAGGUUAACUGUCAUUAUAUCCUGAACUUUGGCGAAGCGUACAUAUAACUUUUUUUAUAAAGUUUCAAAUUUGAGAAUUUUUUUUAUAUUGUAGUAUUUGAUUAAGAAAAUGUUUGCUACUAGUUCUUUUAAUAGAUUCGCCUAAAUACACGAAUCUCGAGCUACCCUCUUUUAUAACAAAAAUUUCUUUUUGGCGACAUUUGUUUUGCAAAACUAAGUCUUGAAAAAAGUGAACAUAUUUUAAUAAAUAUAUGACAGCCUGGGGAGCAUCAAACUAAUGCACUCAAUUUUGUACGGUUUUGGAGUUUGCAUGGAGUUGCUCAAAAGAAAAUAUUGCUAGUGAUGGAUGAAUGAAAAUGUACAUAAUGAACAAAACAAUGCUGAAGCGAACCCUUGGGUCAUACUAUUGCUAUUGUGAUUAGGUGUUUAGGCGUUUGAGCAUUAGGCCUAGUUUAGAUAAGAAGGUAAACGUCAUCAGGAAGGAUUAGUUUUGCGAGAACCUCAUGAAAUACGGCGGAUAGAAAGAAGUAAAAUUAUUAGAAAAGUACUGACGAUAGGUGUAGCUGAUUAAUCAAAGCUUUCGCCCUGAUUGCAGCCAAAAUAAUGAAUGGCAAUCGUGAUUCAUUAUCAAGGUCAUUAUACAAGCAAUUGCCUCCUUCUUCUUUGAUUAUCUUCAAUCGUAGUACUACUAUGUUGAAUGGAGACUCUGGUACCGACGUAAUGGCACAGGUAUUCGGCCACAGAAUUCAAUAUCCCCCAAAUAACCCUCAACAUACUUCAAAGGUCACAAAUACCAUUAUUGAUUUCCCUGACGAAUUCUUAUGAAAACAUGAACCAUGAAGAACACCGAACGUAUCUUAUUUCAUUGAAAAAUCCUCCGAACACCAUAAUAUGUCACAGUUGAAUAACAAAGUAACGUCAUCUAUACACACAUACAUAUUGUAUGGUAUUGUGCAGCAUGAUUAUAUAUAUUUAUAUAAUUAUAAUCAUAGGGGAUUCAUGGACUCGUUUUUGACAUAAUUUCCUUGUGUUAUUCAAACGUGCCUGGCAGCAGCUCAAUAUUUAAUUAAGCUAAAAAUUCGUGGUCUAUAGCUAGUAAUGUUAAAAGAUAUACAUAAUUUCUUAAAGUAUAGAAAUGCUUUUCAGGAAAAUAUUAUUAAUUCGUUAAUAAAUAAAGACGAAGGUGGUUAUAUUUUGGAAUUUAAGUAGUUCGUCUAGUUUGCUACUUACUACAAAUAACUAUACUAUAUAUACUUUCAUCUUCAUUUAACACUGACAAUCAAGUCGAUCACUGUCAAGUAAAGUGUCUCUUCAUUUUCCUUUUGCUUAAUACUUUUUCAUUUAUUGAAACUGAUAGUUCAAAACAUUCACACAGCAACGUGUGAUGCAUCAUCUAUAUUUACAAUACAUGCGUAUAUUGUUUUCAGGAAUAUAUUUGCUAAUAAAUUUUAAGCAGAUCGAAUCAAUAAAGCGCAGUGUACGUUAGGAUUGUGUUGAGCUGUAAAGUAAGCAUGAGCUGUAUGCCAGAAAUCCGCUACUGCGGGGUAAGUGAGGGUAAGAGGAAAUCGAUUCCGUCAUGUCAAUUAAGUUAGGCAACAGUCUUAGAACAGUAAUAUAAUAGCGGGAUUUGGAACCGUUUUUGCAUAUCCAGCCGAAACUCAGUAAAUCGUUCUCACCGGACCUACACAUCUCAAUAUUUCUAAAGGGAUACACCACACAAAACUUCGAUACUGAAAAUAUUAAACUACCUAAUAUAAUACAUAACUAACAUUCAUUUAUCCAAUCUGUGUAGUUUUCAUCCGCAUAGACAUGCUUUUCUCCAAUCAUUGUACAAUUAUCUGAAUAGAAUUCUACCUUUUAUCCUAGCAAACUAACACAAACUAAAAGAACAUCAAAUCUAUCAACAAGUCGAAACUCUAAAUUGACACAUUAUAGAUGCUAUUAUUAAUGUUGGAAAGUUAAGUGUAGUCUCUCUUUCUCAGUUAGGUUUAUUUAAAGGUAGUAUUUUUAUACAACAAUUUAAUUAAUGCGAUAUUUUUUAUUUAAUCUUAACCAAUCCAAUCCAAUACAAUCAAAUUCAAGUCCAACUAUAUUUUAAUUGUAUUUAUGAAGUUUCUACUAAUUUAUGACAUAACUCACUGUUUGUUAAAUAAUAACAUUUGAUUAGUUGAAGCAAUUGUUGGAAACAUAGUGUACAUUAUUAAAUUAAGAAAUAAAAUGUUGAUGUUACUUGAAAA
This is a messenger RNA of Topomyia yanbarensis, 7576 nucleotides long. It is a transcript of the gene wwk, whose product is annotated as anoctamin-8. Gene Ontology annotation, cellular component: plasma membrane. NCBI's taxonomy places the organism in Eukaryota, Metazoa, Arthropoda, Insecta, Diptera, Culicidae. Gene Ontology annotation, molecular function: chloride channel activity. The coding region runs from base 1029 to 4649 and encodes 1206 amino acids. The transcript is spliced from 21 exons. Gene Ontology annotation, biological process: chloride transmembrane transport. The record is from RefSeq and is a predicted model, not a curated record.